AUGAUGAUGACGUGCCGUCUGCUGUGCGCCCUGUUGGUGCUCGCCCUGUGCUGCUGCUCAUCCAAUGCAUCGGACACUGAGCUGGCGGAACAAGAUUCUUCCCAGAAGACCACGAAAACGACUGCAACACAGGCAGCAACCCUGACGCUCAGUCAACCAGGUCCGAAAGGUGAGGAGUCCGGUGGGGAGAAGGGAAAUACUGCCGUACUUGGAGAUGGAGGAGUUACGACCGUUCCUGGACCACAAUUAAAUGUGAAGCCCAAUGUGUUAGCGACAGAAGUUAAGAACGGUAUGACAGAGACAAAAAGUGACACGAGUACAGCCGUAGAGAAAGCAGGUCAGAACGCCGAAGCUUCUGCCAAGACGACCACGACAACCACCACUGCGCCAGAGGCACCAAGUACUACUACGUCUACAGAGACGCCAACCACCACGACGACCCGCGCACCGUCACGUCUUCGCGAAAUCGACGGCAGCCUCAGCAGCUCUGCGUGGGUGUGUGCCCCGCUGCUGCUCGCCGUAUCCGCGCUGGCGUACACCGCUGUGGGCUGA
This is a messenger RNA of Trypanosoma cruzi, 552 nucleotides long. Its product is annotated as mucin TcMUCII, putative. Bases 1 to 552 code for a protein of 183 amino acids. The transcript has a single exon. Lineage: Eukaryota; Euglenozoa; Kinetoplastea; Trypanosomatida; Trypanosomatidae. The record is from RefSeq and is a predicted model, not a curated record.